Molecule: messenger RNA, 849 nt
Organism: Toxorhynchites rutilus septentrionalis
Lineage: Eukaryota; Metazoa; Arthropoda; Insecta; Diptera; Culicidae
Product: calcium and integrin-binding protein 1-like
Exons: 5
Coding region: 149-703 (184 amino acids)
Molecular function (GO): calcium ion binding
Source: RefSeq, a predicted model, not a curated record
CAGUUAAUAGCUGAUUUAAUAUUCCAAUAGGAAUUUCAACAAAAACAAUUGUUUAGUCUAUAAAAAUUUUCUCUUGUUUUUGUUGUAGACUAAAGUUCCCCGAGGAAAUGCUCAAUUAACAGUAACGACUAUCAAUUUAAACGCUGAAAUGGGUCAGGUAAAGAGCCAAUUUACAGACGAGGAGCUACAAGACUACGAGGACCUCACAUACUUCACCAAGAAAGAAAUUCUUUACGCGCACAAGAAGUUCAAGAGUCUUGCCCCGGAAAAAGUGGGUCACAAUAAAAAUGCCCGUCUAUCAAUGAAUAAAAUUCUCCAAUACCCGGAGCUACGCGUUAAUCCCUUUGGGGAUCGGAUCUGCAAAGUAUUCAGCUCAAACAACGUGGAAAUAUCGUUCGAAGACUUUCUCGACAUGAUGUCGGUAUUCUCCGAUGCAGCACCGAAGUCCGUGAAGGCCGAGCAUGCAUUUAGGAUUUUUGAUUUUGAUGGAGAUGAUAUGAUUGGAAAGAACGAUCUGAAGCAAGUCAUACAAAGAUUAACCGGAUACAAUAAUGCCCUAAGUGAUAGCGAUAUUGAUCAAUUAAUAACGAAUAUCUUGGAGGAAGCCGAUUUGGAUGAUGAUGGGGCCCUCUCAUUCGCCGAAUUCGAACAUAUUAUUGAUAAAUCUUCCGAUUUUACAAACUCUUUCCGCAUUAGACUGUGAACAAAAAACCGCCAGCUCAAAUAUAUUUCCCGAAAGCUAAAUUCUCGAAUAUGGAUAAAUUCUCAACAGAUAUUACAUAUGCAACAUAGAUUUGGACAUUUUAUAUCUUUUAUUCUGUAGAAUAAAUGCGCAUAGCAAAUGACGAA